Messenger RNA from Chlorocebus sabaeus (green monkey), 4347 nucleotides. It is a transcript of the gene URGCP, whose product is annotated as upregulator of cell proliferation. Gene Ontology annotation, molecular function: GTP binding. NCBI's taxonomy places the organism in Eukaryota, Metazoa, Chordata, Mammalia, Primates, Cercopithecidae. The record is from RefSeq and is a predicted model, not a curated record.
ACUGCGUUCAGCCAGUGAUAUUUAAUAUAACACUAAAAAUGCUAUCAACAAUGGUUUACAUUGUCCAGAGCUUUUUAUUAAGCAUUUUCACUUAGAUCAUUUUUGGAAACUCAUUUUGCAGAGACAAGAACUGAAGCUGAAAAAUCUACCUGCCUAAGGACUCAUAACUUGUAAGAGUAGCUGUGAAACCUCACUGGAGGAACUGCAGAUUGAUAAUUUUUACUUAAUAACACACUAUAAAGAAUAAUAAAAGUGCUUCGCAUUGCCUAGAGCCUCACAAUGCCACUUUACACACAUUUGACAAUGGGUACCAUCUCAGAGAGGCCAGCAACUUGUCCAACACACCACUGCAAGUAAGAAGUAGGAAAGUUAUUGUUUUGCUUAAUAAUAACGCCUUACGCUCCAGGGCUAAAGAAAAGGCUUUUCUUACAGAAAUUAAACUCCAAUUACAGAGAGGUGUGAACUUCAUUAAGGCCCUGGGGCUGGUUCGUGGCCCGGGGUCAGGUUAUCCUGUAGCUUUGGCACCGCAGGCACCGCCCGGCGAGUUCCGGCCUCCGGGCACCUGGGCAGGUGGGCGUUGGGCGGGCUCCGGGCUGCGGACGGACCUGGCCGCCCCGCCCCGGCCGCCCCCGGGCUGCUCCGGGAGGACCCCGGGCCCACCUCACCCCACCUCCAUCCCUGGAGCGCGUCCCGGAGCGGGCGGGCGGCCGGCGGGCCAGGCCCCUCCCCGGCGCCGAGCCGCGGCCGCGCGGAGGAAGCGGAGGAGGCGGGAGCGGAGACCUCGCUGCGCUCAUGGCGUCGCCCGGGAUAGAAGUGGAAUUACUGGGCAAAGGGCAUUCAGAUUUGGGAGAAGUAGCCCCAGAAAUAAAAGCAUCAGAGAGACGAACAGCUGUGGCUAUUGCAGAUUUGGAAUGGAGAGAAAUGGAAGGAGAUGAUUGCGAGUUCCGUUAUGGAGAUGGUACAAAUGAGACUCAGGACAAUGAUUUUCCAACAGUGGAGAGAAGCAGGCUUCAAGAAAUGCUGUCACUGUUGGGCCUAGAGAUGUACCAGGUCCAGAAACUCAGCCUCCAGGACUCUCUGCAGAUCAGUUUUGACAGUAUGAAGAACUGGGCCCCUCAGGUUCCCAAAGACUUGCCCUGGAAUUUCCUCAGGAAGCUGCAGGCCCUCAAUGCUGAUGCCAGGAAUACCACCAUGGUGCUGGACGUGCUCCCAGAUGCCAGGCCUGUGGAGAAGGAGAGCCAGAUGGAAGAGGAGAUCAUCUACUGGGACCCAGCUGACGACCUUGCUGCCGACAUUUAUUCCUUUUCUGAACUGCCUACCCCUGAUACACCAGUGAACCCCUUAGACCUUCUCUGUGCCCUGCUGAUCUCCUCAGACAGUUUCCUGCAACAAGAAAUAGUGUUGAAAAUGGCCCUCUGCCAGUUUGCACUCCCGCUCGUGUUGCCUGACUCGGAAAACCACUACCAUACAUUUCUGCUGUGGGCCAUGCGGGGCAUUGUGAGGACAUGGUGGUCCCAGCCCCCAAGGGGCGUGGGGAGCUUCCGGGAAGACAGCGUGGUCCUGUCCAGGGCGCCCGCCUUCGCCUUCGUGCGCAUGGAUGUCAGUAGCAACUCCAAGUCCCAGCUUCUCAACGCCGUCCUCAGCCCGGGCCACAGGCAGUGGGACUGCUUCUGGCAUCGGGACCUCAACUUGGGCACCAAUGCCCGGGAGAUUUCGGAUGGGUUGGUAGAAAUUUCCUGGUUUUUUCCCAGCGGAAGGGAGGACUUGGACAUUUUUCCAGAACCUGUGACCUUUCUGAACCUGAGAGGUGACAUCGGGUCUCACUGGCUGCAGUUUAAGCUCUUGACAGAAAUCUCCUCCGCUGUGUUUAUAUUGACUGACAAUAUCAGUAAGAAGGAAUACAAAUUGCUGUACUCCAUGAAGGAGUCAACCACAAAAUACUACUUCAUCCUGAGUCCGUACCGUGGGAAGCGCAACACAAACCUGAGAUUUCUGAAUAAGUUAAUUCCUGUGCUGAAAAUAGACCACUCACAUGUCCUGGUGAAGGUCAGCAGCACUGACAGCGACAGCUUCGUGAAGAGGAUCCGGGCCAUUGUUGGGAAUGUGCUGCGGGCACCCUGCAGGCGGGUAUCUGUGGAGGACAUGGCACACGCAGCCCGCAAGCUCGGCCUAAAGGUUGACGAGGACUGUGAGGAGUGUCAGAAAGCGAAAGACCGGAUGGAGAGGAUUACCAGGAAAAUCAAAGACUCGGAUGCCUACAGAAGGGAUGAGCUGAGGCUGCAGGGGGACCCCUGGAGAAAGGCAGCCCAAGUGGAGAAGGAGUUCUGCCAGCUCCAGUGGGCCGUGGACCCCCCCGAGAAGCACAGGGCUGAGCUGAGGCGGCGGCUGCUAGAACUUCGAAUGCAGCAGAACAGCCACGAUCCCUCCUCGGGGGUGCAGGAGUUCAUCUCGGGGAUCAGCAGCCCCUCGAGUGAGAAGCAGUACUUCCUGAGGUGGAUGGAGUGGGGCCUGGCACGGGUGGCCCAGCCACGACUGAGACAGCCUCCGGAGACACUUCUCACCCUGAGACCAAAGCAUGGGGGCGCCACAGACUUGGGGGAGCCGCUCUGGUCUGAGCCCCUGGGGGUGGAACACUUCCUGCGGGAGAUGGGACAGUUUUAUGAGGCCGAGAGCUGUCUUGUGGAGGCGGGGAGGCUGCCAGCAGGCCAGAGGCGUUUUGCCCACUUCCCAGGCUUGGCCUCGGAGCUGCUGCUGACAGGGCUGCCUCUGGAGCUAAUCGAUGGGAGCACCCUGAGCAUGCCCGUCCGCUGGGUCACGGGGCUCCUGAAGGAGCUGCACGUCCGACUGGAGAGACGGUCAAGGCUGGUGGUUCUGUCAACCCUCGGGGUGCCGGGCACGGGCAAGUCCACACUCCUCAACACCAUGUUUGGGCUGCGGUUUGCCACAGGGAAGAGCUGCAGUCCUCGAGGGGCCUUCAUGCAGCUCAUCACAGUGGCUGAGGGCUUCAGCCAGGACCUCGGCUGUGACCACAUCCUGGUGAUAGACUCUGGGGGCUUGAUAGGUGGGGCCUUGACCUCAGCUGGGGACAGGUUUGAGCUGGAGGCUUCCUUGGCCACUCUGCUCAUGGGACUGAGCAAUGUCACCGUGAUCAGCCUAGCUGAAACCAAGGACAUUCCAGCAGCUAUUCUGCAUGCAUUUCUGAGGUUAGAAAAAACGGGGCACAUGCCCAACUACCAGUUUGUAUACCAGAACCUUCAUGAUGUAUCUGUUCCCGGCCCCAGGCCAAGAGACAAGAGACAGCUCCUAGAUCCACCUGGUGACCUGAGCAGGGCUGCAGCCCAGAUGGAGAAACAGAGCGACGGCUUCCGGGCACUGGCAGGCCUGGCCUUCUGUGACCCUGAGAAGCAGCACAUCUGGCACAUCCCUGGCCUGUGGCACGGAGCACCUCCCAUGGCCGCAGUGAGCUUGGCCUACAGUGAAGCCAUAUUUGAAUUGAAGAGAUGCCUACUCGAAAACAUCAGGAACGGCCUGUCGAACCAAAACAAAAACAUCCAGCAGCUCAUUGAGCUGGUGAGACGGCUGUGAGUGUGCAGAGAAACCCAGUUCAGGUGUAGGAGGCUGCUGUGGGCAGCCCUGUCUGAUGGGGCACCCGUGUGGGCUGUGCCCUGGUGCCUGAGAAUGGCCGGUGACCAAUCGACAUGAGAAGACAAGCAAAAGACAGAGGGUUUGGAGUCUCCUCAACAGUGUUAAGAGAGGAAGUGACCUCACAGACCAGCUCAGAGAUGUUACCAGGAAUAUCACAACCCCCAGGGUAGGGAGACACGCAGCAGUUUGUUCUGUCUCAGCUCCUGUCAAGGAUCCCGCGGGGUGGGCCCUCUGUAUAGCUGCUCUCUGUCACUGGCCCCUGGAGUGGGAGCAGUGUCCUCAGUCACUGCAGGCCCAGGCGGGCAGGUGGUCCCAGGACAGAGGUGGGGAAGUUGUCCUGAGGAAGCAGAAGUAGGCCUUGCUCCUGCCCAGCCCAAGGGCCUCCAGUGGACCAGCAUUUGAGAUGUGAGUGCCUGUGGUGCGCAAGGCACUCCCAUGGCACUGUAUUUAUUGACUGAUCUGUGAAGGCUUCCCUGACCCCUGCCCAGGAAGAGUUCAUUGGUCGCUCUGUUGUGCCCCACAGCACUUUGUUAUACCUCUGCCACACACUUCACGCAGCGCGUUGUAACUCAUGUGUUUACAUGUCUGUCCCCCAGACUGUGAGCUCCUUGAGGGCAGGGACUGUACAUUCUCCAGCUCUGUGUCCCCAGGGCCUGGCACAUUAUAGAUGCUUAAUAAAUGUCUGUUGAAUGAAUGAAUGCA